AUGGCUGCUGACCUAGACCAAUCGGCGGAAACAAGAAACGAAGCAUCUGGCCUUAUAAAACGUCUUGAAAAGCUUGAAACUGCAAUUUUACUCAAAUUGUGGAAUGACAUCCUACAACGGUUUCAGAAAACAAGUUGUUCUCUUCAGAAAGCCAGUUUACCAUUGAACUCUGCCGUAAAUUUGUUGGAUUCACUUUUGAUGUUUGUGGAGCAACUCCGAGAGGACUUUGAUGAUUACGAGAAGAAAGGUGCAGAAAAGUGUGGCCAUAGCGAGUAUGCAGAUUCUUCAAGACGUACUCGCCAACGAAAUCAACGGAUCUUUCUGGGCGACGAAGGUCCAGCUGAGAAUACAGUCUUGCGGGCUGGUGUCAAAUUUCGUGUGGAAGUGUUCUAUACCAUUAUCGAUCAUAUCUGCGCUGCUCUGAAACAAAGAAUCGAUGGUUACAAAACCGUCUCUGAGAGAUUUGGCUUUCUUUCUCAGCUUAGCAGCAUGUGCAACGAGGAUGUGAAAGCUGCUGCCAGAAAUCUUGCUAAAGCCUAUCCAGAUGAUUUGGAAGAAACCUUCCCUAAUGAGCUCGUCCAGUUUACUAAUUAUUUCUUCGAGCCAUUGCAACCUGGAGCACGUGUUCGGAAGAUGAGAGUUCCACAAGAGGAAGACGAGAAGAGGUCCGUUGAGUUACUGAUGUUUCUCAGUCUCAAAGAAAAUGAGCUAAGUGAAACUUUCACAAAUGUGGAAAUUGCUUUACGAAUUUAUCUUGCCAUGAUGGUUAGUAACUGUACUGGGGAGCGCUCAUUCUCAAAGCUAAAACGGUUAAAGAGUGACUUGCGCAGCACGAUGGCACAAAAACGUUUAACUGCCUUAUCGAUAAUGAGCAUGGAAUCCGAUAUUUUACGAUCGCUUGACUUCCAUAAGCUAGCAAAUGAUUUUGCUUCUACAAAGGCUAGAAAAAUGCCAUUUGCAUAA
This is a messenger RNA of Dendronephthya gigantea, 963 nucleotides long. RefSeq lists its product as uncharacterized. Gene Ontology annotation, molecular function: protein dimerization activity. The coding region runs from base 1 to 963 and encodes 320 amino acids. The record is from RefSeq and is a predicted model, not a curated record. The transcript has a single exon. NCBI's taxonomy places the organism in Eukaryota, Metazoa, Cnidaria, Anthozoa, Malacalcyonacea, Nephtheidae.